UUAGUGAUUGAGUGGUGAACUGUUCCACGGGAUUUAAAAAAAAACCAUGACUUUGGUGAAGAUUACUUUCCUCUUCCUAGUUGUAUCACAAGUAGUACUGGCAUACCCUAGGAUAAUUUAUCAGCAGCACACCCAAGAGGACGAUCAUGAAAGUAAUGCAGUGCAAUAUCCGCAAUUCUAUGGGAAUCCCAAAAUAGAUGUAGGUGCUGAUCAUCAAGAAACUGUUCAGGUAGCUGAUAGUCAUGUAGUGGCAGGAGAAUAUGAUCACGCUGAGAAAGAGGGACAUCAUGUGAUUGAUUAUUAUGCACACCCAAAAUACACAUUCAAGUACGGCGUAAACGACUAUCACACAGGAGACAUCAAAAGCCAACACGAAUCCCGAGAUGGCGACGUUGUGAAAGGGCAGUACUCUCUUGUAGAACCAGACGGUUCUAUCAGAACUGUGGAAUAUACUGCGGACAAACACAGCGGUUUCAACGCCGUGGUACACAAAACGGAACCCACCAAACACAUCGAAAGUCCUCAACAACAAGAACACCACUUGGAAGAUCAUCAGCAACAGAAGCAGUACCAACCUGACCAUCAUCAACUUCUUAGAGGACAUCAGCAGAUCCUUGGGGAUAUUGAACAAAUCAACGGAGCACAUGAAGAACUUCCAAGCGAAUACCAACAAGUUCCCGAAGUACAUGAACAAGAUGGUGACGAUGAAGGCCAAUAUACUCAAAAGCAUUAUUAGAUAUUGUCGGCAGAAUUUGAUACGUAGAUGACUGAAGACGAAGUAGUAUGCAUCGAUUUAGACUUAAGUUAUUGGACUGAGUAUUAUUGCUUUUUAUGAAAAGUAUCAAGGUCCUGAUAGCAGUGCGUGAAAGCCUGUAUGAUUUAUUUUGAGUACACUUAUGACAGAAUAAUUUUCAAAUAUGCACUACUUGUAUUCUCUUGCGUGUGCUGAAUUCUCAGCUUUGGUUUGAAAAACUUUUGGAACCAUUCCAAAUUUUGGGUAUCGAUUUACAACAAAGUCUAAAUGUUGAUAUCGUUAAAAAAUAGUAAUAAUACUAGUGAAGUUAUGUUGUAACGAUAAUUGCGAGUGAUUGUUCACAAUAUCAGAAGUCAGGAAGAGGUGAUAUUUUGUUUGUUUAUAAUUAUGCACAUCCUGGAACUGAAUUGUUUAAAAAAAAAUGAAAAUUUGAGCAGUAUUAUAUUCGCUAUCAUCGAACUAUUAUUGUUUAAGAAGUAAUAUUCAAAUUACAUUCAAUCAUUUUUGUUAUUUAGAUUUGUAAUUAUUGUUAUUUUUCUGGUGUUUUGUUAUAAAUGAAUACAUUUUAUUGAAUUAUAUUUUGGUUAA
Messenger RNA from Leptinotarsa decemlineata (Colorado potato beetle), 1342 nucleotides. RefSeq lists its product as uncharacterized. Lineage: Eukaryota; Metazoa; Arthropoda; Insecta; Coleoptera; Chrysomelidae. Gene Ontology annotation, cellular component: extracellular matrix. The record is from RefSeq and is a predicted model, not a curated record.